AUGGUGCUUUUUCAAAACGACUGCAUUGAUCUGCAAUUCGCCUCACUGAAGCUCCUGGUCAACCCAAGCAAGGAUCGGACAGUCGCUGAAGUGGCUCGCCGUCACAAAAUCGCUCAAAAGACAUUGCAGCGACGGCUGUUCUGGAGCAAAGCCUCAGUCGUGAUGAAUUCACAUUUUACGAUGGCAGCCAAGUCAUUGCAGACGUGGCGCCUAGGGGACUUGAAGCAUUUCAGAAAUUGGAUGACAAAUAGAAGACCUAUCUUCGCGAACGAAAGCUCUCCCUGUCGGAAGACUGCCAUUGUUGCCGGGCACGCUAUGCUCUGGGCUAUGGAUGACGCAAAUGGUGAAUGGAUCUGCACACCAGCUGAUCUAAAAGCCUACACACAUAUUCUGUAUUUGAAUAUUCCACCCGAAAUAAUUGGGGAAUAUCGGAUGAAUGAUCAGAGAAAAACCCGCCCGGUCGUAUCCAUCGCCCACCUGGAAACAUGGCAACACACCGAGAAGACUCAACUACGUCGUCUUUGCCGAUCCCACGAUAUAAUUUUCAGCACGAUUUCUCCUUCCCAGGAUGUAUUGGGCGACAUCAUCCAUCUUCUUCUAGACUUCCAUCGUCAUACGGAAGACCGGAAUACCAAAUUGGCCGAGCAGCAGAUGGACAAGAUUAUAACUGCUGGUUCUGAGGCGCCAGAGACCGUGUUGGUCUUUGACGCCUACAAAACAUUAGCAUCGCAAGACAGUGGUGAAUUGUUCUGGAAACAGGUGCCCCCACCGUCUGUUGGGAAAGGCGAAAGUUCCCCAUUGAAAAAGUUGUUCAGCAGUCCUUUGCAAUAUUCAUAA
Penicillium alfredii is the source of this 837-nucleotide messenger RNA. RefSeq lists its product as uncharacterized. The record is from RefSeq and is a predicted model, not a curated record. Bases 1 to 837 code for a protein of 278 amino acids. NCBI's taxonomy places the organism in Eukaryota, Fungi, Ascomycota, Eurotiomycetes, Eurotiales, Aspergillaceae. The transcript is spliced from 4 exons.